Messenger RNA from Megalobrama amblycephala (Wuchang bream), 605 nucleotides. Its product is annotated as carcinoembryonic antigen-related cell adhesion molecule 5-like. Bases 18 to 605 code for a protein of 195 amino acids. The transcript is spliced from 2 exons. The record is from RefSeq and is a predicted model, not a curated record. NCBI's taxonomy places the organism in Eukaryota, Metazoa, Chordata, Actinopteri, Cypriniformes, Xenocyprididae.
CUCUUCUUCUGUGCAUUAUGUUGAAUAAUAAUCAGUGUAUGACAGCAGCACUAGAUAUAAUGUGUGUGUUGUGUUCAGAUCUUCAGGUGGAGUCUCCUGAGAGAGUGACAGAGGGAGAUUCAGUCCGUCUGACAUGUAAAAGCAGCUGCACUCUGACUGACAGAGCAACAUUCAUCUGGUACAGAAACUCACAGCCAUUAACUGAGAGAAGAGACACAAACAAUGAACUCCUGCUGCAGUCAGUCAGAAGAGAGGAUGCAGGCAGAUAUAGCUGUGCUGUACACGGACACAAUCACAUCUCUCCUGCUGUUCAGCUCAAUGUCAUGUACCCUCCAAAGAGUGUCUCAGUGUCCAUCAGUCCAUCUGGUGAAAUAGUGUCAGGAGAUUCAGUGACUCUGAACUGCAGCAGUGAUUCAAACCCUCCUGCAGAAAUCAGCUGGUUUAAAGGAGGAAAGUUUGUAGGAUCUGCAAGAAUCUUCAACAUCUCAAAGAUCAGCUCAGAUGACAGUGGAGAAUACAAGUGCAGAUCCAAAAAUCAACAUGGAGAGAAAUACUCUGAUGCUGUGACUUUAAAUGUCAUGUGUGAGUUAAUGAUGGUUCAGUAA